UUCCGGCUCGCCGCGCCGCGUGCAGCAGCAGCUUUACCCUCCCCACCAAUUGCCCAAAACGAUCAACCCCAAGGACUGCUCCCACGCCGGGCCGGCCGCCGGCCGGGGUUGACUCACUCACUCAGUCUCCACUCUCCACGGCGGCGGCGGCGCCGGCCGCCGGCAGAUGGACAUGGACGGCGUUAACGAAGGCUGCGGCGAGGGCUGCGACGUGGAGGGCUGCGAGUGCGGGGCGGACGGCUGCGAGGAAUGCGAGUGGUGGAGGCUGCACUGCUACUGGAGCCACGCCGGCGACCGCCCGAGGCACUUCUCCCUCGUCGCCGGCGACGAUUUCGCGGACCAUAUGCGCAUACGGCCGCCGGUUGCGAGCCAUCUGAGGAACUUGAUCACCGAGUUCGACAAGAUCCAACUUGAAGCUCCUAAUGGCCGCAGCUACCCUGUUAAAAUCGGUUGGGAGUUUGGUGACAUUGUUCUCAGGUCUGGAUGGCAUGACUUUGUCGAGGCGCAUCACAUAGAGCAAAACUACUCCAUCCGGUUCGUGUACCGUGGGAACUCCAGCUUCGAGGUUCACAUAUCCGGUUCAUCCGGUCACGACAACUCUUCUCCACCACCUCCUCGUGAUCGUCAUGUGCUGAAUGAACAAGUGGUGCCUGAUCCUGCACAUGUUCAGACAUCAAUCAACAUUGACUAUACCGCAUUCCCCGGGACCAGGCUAAGCCAUGAACAAGAGAAGAAAGUGCUAGAACUAGCUCAGAGCAGCAUGAGGUCUGAAUUUCGUCUGCAUGUGGCAGCUGUGAACAAAAGGAAUGCCAACGGGGACUGCCAUGUUUACAUACCCUUGACGCUUUUGGACAGUUUCAAAGAGGGGAUAACUGAAGCUCCCAUUCAGCUCAAAGCCCAUAGCAACGACAUGAUAUACGUUGUUGGCGCAAGCAAGCAUGGUGACGAUCAAGUAAUCCUCCAAUCUGGGUUGAGUCAUUUUGUAGAUGGUCACCGCAUGCAAGACAACGACCUCCUCGUCUUCAGAAGCAAGGGGAAAGCCCGGCUCGAAGUUCUUGUCCUUGACCCAAGUGGUUGUGAGAAAACUUGGUUUGACAUGGGAAACUCUUCAAACGUUUCCAGAGAAGGCCGUCGUGCACAAGCUCAGAAUAUGGCUUCAACAUCCUUUGGUUGGGCUAAAUCAGGACUCCAAGCUCGCGAGUCGAACGAAGCCGGUUUACAAGCUCCUAGGUGCAACAAUUACAUAUCAACCGGGUCCCCUCUACAUAGCCAACAGGAAGCAAAAGUCCAAGAGAGAGUUCGGGCAAUCGGUUCCGAAUUUCCUGUGUUUGUGAAAGUGAUUACCUCCAGUGAUGUUGCUACCGCUCCUUCUCUGUACUUGGGCAAGGACUAUGCUUCGGCAUGUCUGCUGACCCAGCCAGGACGUCUCCGCCUCCUGCUGGAGGGCGACGAGAGGGAUUGGGACUGCAGGUUGGGCUUGAGGAAAUCUAACAAAACUUGGUGGAUCGACAGAUCCUGGCCGAAAUUCAUCUCGGAUGUCGGGCUGGAGGAAGAUGACAUCUGCCUCUUCGAACUGACGGACAGGAGCAGUCUCACGAUGAAGGUCCAUGUCAUCCGCAAGUCGGAUAUACCGGCGCCAUGAGAGAGUUUGACUCAAGAAUGACCUGAUGCUAGACAGAAUCUGUAGCUAACUGACGGUGAUGGACCCCACACUAUUGCUGACUCCUGUGCUAUUGUUGCUGAUCCCUGUAUUGCUGCUUGUUUAGCAGCCACCUCAUGAGCAACUUCCUAUAACUAACUAGUGAUGCUUCGGAUUUCCACCA
Molecule: messenger RNA, 1823 nt
Organism: Aegilops tauschii subsp. strangulata
Lineage: Eukaryota; Viridiplantae; Streptophyta; Magnoliopsida; Poales; Poaceae
Product: putative B3 domain-containing protein Os03g0621600
Molecular function (GO): DNA binding
Source: RefSeq, a predicted model, not a curated record